ACACACACACACACACACACACACACACAGAGAGAGAGAGAGAGCAAUUUGUAAUUUGAUUUUCAAAUCAUUUAAAAUCAUGCUCCGGUUAGUAAGAUGCUAUGUUCAUUUAGUACUAAGUUUUAAUUAACUAUUGUUCAACAUACAAGUGCUUAAAAUCUAGGCUGCUUCUUUACGUGGGAACUGACAGAGCACUUGUAUUUUGAACAUUAAGGUUGGUAAUUUGUUGGACAUAUAAUAUUUGCUUUGUGAGUUUUACAGUACAACAGAACACAAUGUGAGGUAACAACUUCUAUUUAAUUCUAGUUACAGUAUUCUUUAUCAUUCAUGUAUUUUCUCUUUCUAUUGUUUAGUUCAGCUAUUUUUUUACUAUAUUUAAGAAAUAUAACUCAUCUGAAUUCUACUUCUAGUAUAUAUUCAAUAUUAAGCAAGUUGAUUUUUUUUUAGUUUUUCUUUUUUUAAGAAACUGAUGUGAGGUUUCCCAAGUAGUGAUGUAUAGUUACUGGAUUCAUGUAUGAUUAUAUAAAAUGAAUCCGUAGUUGUCUGAUAUGUAAUGCCAUGGUUUUGUCAUUUGAUAUGUAAUGCCAUGGUCUAGCAGAAACUUUCAAAAGUUUACCAUCUUAAUAACUUUUAAUUGGAGCAAACUAUGUACUUGGAUCAAAACUAAAAAUCAAGCUGAUUAUGAAUAUAGCUAAUUAAAUACACUUUUUUUACAUUAUUGCAUCUAAAGAUUAUAAUGUAUUGUUCCAUCAGUAGAUAUUCUUGUUGGUAAUAAUAUUUUCAGAUGUAAGUUAAGUGAGACUGACAAGAGAAGUCAAGAAAUAUAUUAUUACCUUAUAAUUAUUUUGAUGUAAUAAUAUUUUGAGAAGUGUUUAAUUGGGUUUUUUUCUUCUGGCUCUCUUUUUUUUUUCCUGCUCUGUUAUUGAUGUUGAUUUAAGUGAUUUGAUAUUGACAUCAUUGUUGUUUCAUCUUUGAAUGUUUGUUAGAGAAUUAAGUACAUAGUUACAAAGUCCUUGCCAUGCACUGAUUUUUGUAAUGUCUUUGACUUAUUAAACUUUAUUAUGUUCAAUAAAUCAGUAAGUUACUGAUAGUAAUGUGGUUGAUUGCUACAUUGAUAACAUGGUUGGUUGACAUGUUACACUGGUGCCCAAACAUGGAAUCUUUCUUUUCACAAAUUGAGAUACUUUUGAGUUGUUUUAUUGGUCAUGGAUUCUUUCCUACAAGUAGUCUAGAAAUAAGUUAAAUAAAGUGAGAACUUAAAAAGUAAAAGUUAAUUUAAAGUUGCUAUUGAGUUAUGAUGGAGAUCAGUAAAGCUGGUGUGACUCAUCUGUCUCCAAUACCACCUCAUAUUUCAACAUGAUAACCAUCUACAGGCACUACCAUGUUAUUCUACUCCAGUAUGUGCUGGGAAAUGUUAUGCCUUGUUGGCCCAGCAGGGGACUGUUACUCAACAGGAAAGUGCCAAUGUCAGAUACAAAACAUAGCCUGCAGCAGUUGUGGAAACCUGGUAGGAUAUCAUGUCAUCCAGCCCUGUUCAGACUGUUUAAGUGACUGUAACAAUGGUCACUUAUGGAUGUUUCACACCAGUGCCAUCAAGCCACACAUGAGGUUGAACUCUAAAGGAACUGACUACUUGUUGUGGCAAGAUAUGGAGAAUGAUGGAGCCAAGUCUGUGAUCUAUGAAGAACAAGAAGAGUCCUGUGAAAGAUAAGAAAUUUCCUAAUCAGAUAUUUUAAAGAUUGUUUUCAACAUGUUUUAACAAAAAGAAAAAGUAUUUGACUUUCUAGCACCCUUAGAAGUCACCAGCAGAAGAGUUGAAUAUAUGCCAGCAAGACGACCUAGUUUUUCCAGGAUGGGGUUGUUUAUUACACAAUAUUUGCCAUUGCUGCUUUUCAGGCACUGUAAAUGUAUGGUUGGGCUUCUUUAGCAGCAGUUAAUUUUGUGCUUAGUUUCAUAAAUCCAUGUUUUUUUUUAAUGUUAUUGAAAAAAUUGUAGUGGUUGAUGUUGGGCAAUAAAAAAUCUUUACUGCAAAAGAUUUAUGCCAUUUUCAGUAAACUUUUUUGUAAAGGUACUCUAAUAAUUGCUGUUGCUUUAAGUUUUUUUUUAUCAACUUUUGUAAUUAUUGUGUAUGGUUGUAACAAAAUGAAAGUAUUAUUCAAUUCAGUUUUUGUUGUGAUUAAACUAUUUUUCCUGAAAUGUCUCAUAAACAGGAAUAUGAAUUAAAACCGGUAUAUUAUAAGUUAAUACUUUUAUCAAGUUUUUUUUUUUUCUGUUAUUCUUCAUACAUUAAUAUACAAGUACCAGAUGAUUAUUAGUGCAACUUUGUUUUCUUCUUUGAGUCACAGAAGCCUGUUAACUUGAUUGACCUAUCCUGAAAACAUUACAUUGGAUGUAAUUUCAUUUAAUACCUGGGUAGGUCUUAUCACUCUGUUUGACAUACUGUGUUUGUACAGAGAUGUGUUCAUGUAGGUGACUGUUACUUUUACAAAAUUUAAUGUUAUUCAUCUGAGAUGAAAUGAGACAUUUUCUUUGAAUGUAGUAUAACAUUACUUGCUUUGAUUUUUGUAAAGUGCAAGUAAACCCUCUUUUGAUAGGCACUUUUUUUUACUAAAAUAUAGGUCAAUUUAUUGACAAGGUAUAUAAUGAUAUUUUCCUUUUUUUUUAAGCUUAGUAUUGGACUACAGCUUAGCCAGUAGCUUCAUACUUAGUAUUGGACUACAGCUUAGCCAGUAGCUUCAUACAAAUGUUAGUUGAUGUUAUGUCAGCCUUUAUAUUAAAGUUCUUAGUACAUUGUUAAAGAGCCAGGACAUACUGGGUAUCAUUGGGUUGUUAAGAAGAUUUUGGUCAUCUUUCCAAAUCUUUCAUUGUUACUAUUGCAAUUUAAUGUUUGUAUUGUUGAAAAACUUAGAUCAAUCAAGUACGUGAUCUCACUUCUGUACUGUACCUGAAAUAAAAGUAACUCUAACUGAUUGUGGGACAGAAUCCACUGUAUUAUUUGUGUUAAAUAACCAAAGAUAUUGUUAUUGUAAACCAUGAAACUAUGGAGUUAAAAGUUAAUAAAAUCAAAUCAUAAA
Limulus polyphemus (Atlantic horseshoe crab) is the source of this 3074-nucleotide messenger RNA. Its product is annotated as protein FAM72A-like. Gene Ontology annotation, cellular component: cytosol. The coding region runs from base 1382 to 1711 and encodes 109 amino acids. The record is from RefSeq and is a predicted model, not a curated record. The transcript has 4 exons. NCBI's taxonomy places the organism in Eukaryota, Metazoa, Arthropoda, Merostomata, Xiphosura, Limulidae.